Messenger RNA from Eruca vesicaria subsp. sativa (arugula), 657 nucleotides. NCBI's taxonomy places the organism in Eukaryota, Viridiplantae, Streptophyta, Magnoliopsida, Brassicales, Brassicaceae. The record is from the annotation of a GenBank genome assembly.
AUGGAGCCUGAAUAUUCCGUGUCUUCGCAGCCGGUGGUGGACACAGCUGAUCCCGUUUCGACGCCGCCGCCGGUAAACAUUCCGUCUGCGGAAGAGGCUUUCCAGUUGACAGUAUCACUUCCUCCAGGGUUCCUUUUUCAACCAACUGAUGAGCAAACGCUCUUCUAUUACCUCAAGGGGAAAGUCUUGAGCCAAGAGGUUACUGGUGCCAUUGCAGAUCUUGACAUCUACAUGUACGAUCCCUGGGACGUAGCAGGUAAAUCGAAGCUCAAAUCUACAACGGAGUGGUAUUUUUAUACCAACCUGCAGAGUAGGUACAAAAGUGGCCCUCGAACCAAGCGUGAUACUCCCCAUGGGAGAUGGAGACGACAAGGUCGUAUGAGGAAAGAGUUCAAAGACAGCAACACUGAUCUUAAGGGCACAAAGAUGACUUAUGCAUUCUUCUUGAAGAAUGGCACCAAAGAAGAGCCAAGCGAAUGGCGAAUGGAAGAGUUCAAGCUAGAAAACCAUUCUCAGAUGUCUAUCUCCAAGGUUUUUAGGAAGAAGAAAGAAAUGGUUGAGCAGACAAAUGUCCAAGACUCUCCCUCUGAUGAAGACUCUUCCUCUGAUGAUGAAGCCGCUACCAACUUGCUCAUGAUCCCACAACCUCAACUCUGA